Molecule: messenger RNA, 903 nt
Organism: Pongo pygmaeus (Bornean orangutan)
Lineage: Eukaryota; Metazoa; Chordata; Mammalia; Primates; Hominidae
Product: immunoglobulin lambda-1 light chain-like
Exons: 4
Coding region: 61-762 (233 amino acids)
Source: RefSeq, a predicted model, not a curated record
AGGCCUGGAGUUUCCUCCUUAGCUGUGGGCUCAGAGGCAGAGUUUUGGAGUGUCUCCACCAUGGCCUGGACCCCUCUCUGGCUUAGUCUCCUCACUCUUUGCAUAGGUUCUGUGGUUUCUUCUGAGCUGACUCAGGACCCUGCUGUGUCUGUGACCUUGGGACAGACAGUCAAGAUCACCUGCCAAGGAGACAGCCUCAGAAGCUAUUAUGCAAGCUGGUACCAGCAGAAGCCAGGACAGGCCCCUGUGCUUGUCAUCUAUGGUAACAACAACCGGCCCUCAGGGAUCCCAGACCGAUUCUCUGGCACCAGCUCAGGAAACACAGCUUCCUUGACCAUCACUGGGGCUCAGGCGGAAGAUGAGGCUGACUAUUACUGUAACUCCUGGGACAGCAGUGGUAACCAUCCAACAUUCGGCGGAGGGACCAGGCUGACCGUCCUAGGUCAGCCCAAGGCUGCCCCCUCGGUCACUCUGUUCCCACCCUCCUCUGAGGAGCUUCAAGCCAACAAGGCCACACUAGUGUGUCUCAUAAGUGACUUCUACCCGGGAGCCGUGACAGUGGCCUGGAAGGCAGAUGGCAGCCUCGUCAAUGCGGGAGUGGAGACCACCACACCCUCCAAACAGAGCAACAACAAGUACGCGGCCAGCAGCUACCUGAGCCUGACACCCGAGCAGUGGAAGUCCCACAGAAGCUACAGCUGCCAGGUCACGCAUGAAGGGAGUACGGUGGAGAAGACAGUGGCCCCUACAGAAUGUUCAUAGGUUCCCAACCGUCACCCCACCCAUGGGAGCCUAGAGCUGCAGGAUCCCAGGGGAGGGGUCUCUCCUCCCACCCCAAGGCAUCAAGCCCUUCUCCCUGCACUCAAUAAACCCUUAAUAAAUAUUCUCAUUGUCAAUCAGAAA